Lucilia sericata (common green bottle fly) is the source of this 1241-nucleotide messenger RNA. Its product is annotated as serpin B8-like. The transcript is spliced from 4 exons. The record is from RefSeq and is a predicted model, not a curated record. Gene Ontology annotation, molecular function: serine-type endopeptidase inhibitor activity. Bases 52 to 1200 code for a protein of 382 amino acids. NCBI's taxonomy places the organism in Eukaryota, Metazoa, Arthropoda, Insecta, Diptera, Calliphoridae.
AAUUUUCAGAAGUUGCAUUUGUAACAUCAUUUAAUUCUCGGUUUCAGUUUGAUGAAGUUAGUACCAUAUUUGAAAAGUGGAACAAUCUUAGUUAAAAUGAAAAGAAAAUAUAAGAACAAAGAACUCACCCAUUUCCGAUAUAUAAUCGUAAUUUUCCUCCUAACUUUUCCAGUGAUAAAAGCAACUGUAAAGUCAGGUUUGAGAGAAUUCGGCAAUCAUAUAUUUCGAAAACUAAGAACCCGUGAUCCCGAAAGAAACCGUGUACUAUCGCCAAUGCCAUUAGCUUCUCUAUUAGUAUUACUACGCUAUGAUGCUAAUGCACUAAGUGCUUUAGAAAUAGGUGAAGCUUUGGAAUUGAUACAUCAACCUAUUGAAAAAAUUAUAGAACCUUAUGCAGAUAUAGAUGAAAAAAUUAACUUUAAUCCCUCAAUUUCUGUAUCAAAUCAUGUAUCAAUACGUAUAAAUGGACAAGAACAUAUAGGUAGUAACAUGACGGUAGGUGAAAUUAUCAAUCAAUGGAGCACUUUUCAUAUCUGCUAUAAAGCUAUGCAGUUAGCAGUAGCUAACGAAAAACCGGGAAUACAUCUGUUUUCGUAUGCCAAAUAUCAGAAUAAAUUUCAUUAUCAUGUUUCCAUAGGUGAAGGAUUACGUUUCGUUGAUAUUAAUGGGAAUGGAAGAACAAUGACAUCGUUACAACAAAUAGCAGUAUUUCGCUUUGCAGUCAUUGACCCUUUAAAAGCUACCGUCGUUGAAGUUCCUACCAGUGAUGAAGACACUUUGUUGUAUAUUAUAUAUCCCUUUAAAUCUGAAAAAGGUAUACUAAAAGUAGAAAAAAAAUUACGAAAAUUUCCUUUCAGCGUUAUUAAAACAUAUUUAAAAAAGAAAAGACUUAUUUUGACACUGCCAAAAAUCGAAUUGAAAGCACAAGUACCGUUAAAGAAAACAUUAAGAUCUUUGGGCAUGCGUCAAAUGUUUAUUGAUAUGUGUUAUCAUAUAGACGGACUUCCUAUAAAAGUUAGGAAAAUCAUAUCAUCAGUUUCCUUUACUAUCGAUGAAAACAGUGAAGGAGUUAAACAUCCUAUCAGUGAAGACGCACAAAUUGUUGCUAAACUUCCAAAACUUAUGGUAAAACAUCCAUUUAUAUUUUAUGUAACAUCUAAAGAACAUGAUAUAUAUUUUGAGGGAAAAAUUACCAGAUAAGGGUAAAAAUUUUACCGAAAAACUGUCUAGAAAUAUAUAUA